CCCCCGCGCAGGGGGGAGAGGGGCUCGUCCAGGUCUCGCCGCAGUGGAUGCGUUUUUCGGCCGCUGAUAUUUUUUUCCAACCUCCCCUCUCCUCCCCUUCUCGCCCUCCCCUUCUCCCCCCCGAUAUUUUUCUAGCCCCUGACGGGCGGGAGGAGGAGGAAGGAGGGAGAAGCGAUGCGCAAGAUGGAGAAGCCGCUGCCUGCGCGGCGGGGCCGGGAGCCGGGCUGGGCCCACGGGAGGUAGCCGAGGAGGAGAGCAGAAGGAGCACGGAUCAGGCUGUCAUGGAGGGAACCAGGCAAACCAGGAUUUGUCGUCCACACAAGAUAAGUGAAUCGUCCAAGGUGUACAGGUGGGACGACCACUCCAGUCUCGUUCUUCAGAGCCUGAAUGAGCAGAGGCACCGUGGCCUUUUCUGUGACAUUGUCCUUGUGGUGGACGAGCAGAGAGUCCCUGCCCAUCGCAACCUCCUGGCGGUUUGCAGCGAUUACUUCAACUCCAUGUUCACCAUCGGGAUGCGAGAAGCCCACCAGAAGGAGGUGGAACUUUUUGGAGCCUCUUACAUCGGUCUCAAGGCCGUGGUGGAUUUCCUUUAUGGCAGUGAGCUGUCUUUAGAUGGUGGCAAUAUUGACUACGUGCUGGAAACAGCUCACCUGCUGCAGAUCUGGAAGGUGGUUGACUUCUGCUGCGAGUAUCUGGAGAAUGAAGUCAGUGAGGAGAAUUAUUUGUACCUGCAGGAGCUUGCCUCCAUUUACAACCUGAAGCGCCUUGACUCCUACAUUGAUUCUUUCAUCUUGCAGAACUUUGGCACUCUCUCUUUCACCCCGGACUUCCUGCAGAACAUUUCCUUGCAGAAGUUGUGCCAAUACCUGGACAGCAGCAAUGUGCAGCAGGAGUGCGAGCACGACUUGCUGCAGGCUGCUCUGCAGUGGCUUACCCAGUACCCAGAAAGGGAGAACGAGGCUUACCAGGUCCUGGAUAACAUUCAUUUUCCCUUGAUACCUAAAAGUGAUCUCCUCCAUCGAGUCAAGCCUGCUGUCUGCUCUCUUCUUCCCAAAGAAGCAAACUGUGAGGGGUUUAUAGAGGAGGCAGUGAACUAUCACAACAACGUCACUGCUCAGCCGGUGCUGCAGAACAAGAGGACAGCCCUGAGGACCUCUGAGGAAAGGCUCCUCUUUGUGGGAGGGGAGGUUUCUGAACGGUGCCUGGAACUGAGUGAUGAUACCUGCUUCUUGGACAUCAGAAAGGGGCAGUGGGUGGCAGAAACCCCUCUCCCAGCCAGGCGAAGUCACCACUGUGUUGCAGUCUUGGGAGGCUUCAUCUUCAUAGCCGGAGGCAGCUUUUCCAGAGACAAUGGAGGGGAUGCAGCUUCAAAUCUCCUAUAUAGGUAUGAUCCCCGCUGUAACCAGUGGAUAAAGGUUGCCUCCAUGAGACAGCGCCGUGUAGAUUUCUACCUUGGAGCUAUUACUGACAUGCUGGUGGCUGUUGGUGGCAGGAAUGAAAAUGGGGCACUUUCUUCAGUUGAGACCUACAGUCCUCAGAAGGAUUCCUGGUCCUAUAUUGCAGGCUUGCCAAGGUUUACCUACGGCCACGCUGGGACUGUCUACAAGGAAUUUGUGUACAUUUCUGGGGGCCACGACUACCAAAUUGGCCCCUACAGAAAAAACCUCCUCUGCUACGAUUACCGCACGGACGUUUGGGAGGAGAAGAGGCCAAUGAUCACUGCCCGGGGGUGGCACAGCAUGUGCACCUUACAGGACAACAUCUACUCCAUUGGUGGCAGUGAUGACAACAUAGAAACCAUGGCUCGUUUUGACAUCCUCAGCGUGGAGUCCUACAGCCCCCAGUGUAACCAGUGGACCAGAGUUGCCCCCCUCUUGCAAGCCAACAGUGAGUCCGGGGUGGCAGUUUGGGAAGGCAGGAUUUACAUCCUUGGAGGCUACAGCUGGGAAGAAACAGUCUUCUCCAAAACAGUCCAGGUUUAUGAUAAGGAAAAAAAUAAGUGGUACAAAGGGACUGACUUGCCCAAAGCAAUCGCAGGGGUGUCUGCCUGUGUCUGUGCAUUGAAACCCAAAACAGAGGACAAAAAGAAGAAGACAAAAACAAAAAAGCAUCAAGAUCGGGGAAGAUGACUGUGUCUGAAUGAGCACCUUUUGUGGUGGACUCCCAAAGGACUUUGUAUUUAAUGGUUUUUAUCUAGCCUUGACUCUUUUUCUGUUGUUUUUUCUAAAUGGAGGGGCAAAGACACGUCUUGUAGCCUCAGCAAACGUAAGGCUGAAUGUGUUUUUUGGAUUAAGCUCGUGCUUAAUGAAAAAACUACAAAAGAAACAAAAAAAACAACCCCAAACCUUCCUACUAUAUAAAGGGUAAUAUGGCAAGAGAGGUUAAGCUGCUCUCCUGAAUGUUAAGGUUUAGUCUUUUACCUCUGUGGUUCAUGGCAUUUCCACACACUUCAUAGUAUCUUGACCUUUUUGAAGGAAGGUUUAAUUUGUGUCUGAGAUGAUAAUGUCAAGGGGGAGGAGGCAGAGUAGUAAGGGUCUGGUUUGAAGUUACAGAGCAGUUCAAAGGUGUUCAGAAGUAACUGCUCAGAAAAAAAAAAACAAAAAACCCAAAAGGGAUCUUCAGUGCUGCAAAUCUUGAAUUUUUGUAAUGUUAAAUUUCAUUCAUGAUGCAUGCUCAAAUGGUUAGAAUCUGAUUUCUGGCACCACAGGAGUGUUCAAAGAGGAUAUUACUUUGGGUGAGUGCAGGUCAGAGCAGUGUGAAGAGCAGAGGACUCCACUGUGCUCUUUAAGAUGAAGAAGACCUGGCUGUGUGGCUGAAGAAUGGGUGGCUUUGACUUGAGCUUGGAUUGAUGGCAUGGAGAACUUGGAAGUCUGGGAAAGGUGAUAUGACUUCUGCAUCCCUUGUCGUGCCAUGUCUCAUAUCUAAACACAACAGCAACAUUUUCAUGGGCUUUAAAACAUGCCCCAGAAUAAGGGAAAAAAAAAAUCAAUCUGUUGAAGAACUGGAAAGAUGUGAGGGUUUGGAUGGAGACUUUUGCCCUGGACCUUCAAAGCACAAGGAGCUGACAGAGCUCAGGUUGGGGAAGAGAUGGCAGGAGGAUCCUUCAGGUGAACUUGAAGGAGGAAGAUGUCACCUCCCCAGCCCUGCUUGCCUGUCAGGGUGGUUUCCACUUCGUUUAGCUCAAGCCUCGCCGUGGUCACGGGUGGUAGCCAGUGUGAGCAGGGAUCCACACUGCAGUUGUCUGCUAUCAGAGAGCUUAUUAACCCUGGAUGAUUAAUUGGGGUUCAGUAAACCUGAAGAAUAGCAACUCAUUUUUUUUUUUUACCUGAGCUAAUAUCUCACAUUUUCCUCUUUU
Calypte anna (Anna's hummingbird) is the source of this 3355-nucleotide messenger RNA. RefSeq names its product kelch like family member 36 (gene KLHL36). The record is from RefSeq and is a predicted model, not a curated record. Bases 48 to 2129 code for a protein of 693 amino acids. The transcript has 5 exons. Gene Ontology annotation, molecular function: cullin family protein binding. NCBI's taxonomy places the organism in Eukaryota, Metazoa, Chordata, Aves, Apodiformes, Trochilidae.